Cynoglossus semilaevis (tongue sole) is the source of this 3569-nucleotide messenger RNA. RefSeq names its product RNA binding motif protein 46 (gene rbm46). The transcript is spliced from 11 exons. Lineage: Eukaryota; Metazoa; Chordata; Actinopteri; Pleuronectiformes; Cynoglossidae. The record is from RefSeq and is a predicted model, not a curated record. Gene Ontology annotation, molecular function: RNA binding. Bases 319 to 2031 code for a protein of 570 amino acids.
GUAAUCGCUUCAUGAAUAACACUGCCACCUUGUGGCUACUAUAAUGAAUGUAGAGAAAAUAUCAUCUUUCUUUUUGUUUAUCAACAUUAAACCAAACAUCCUUGCCUGCGUAAUCGCUCUUUAAACUUUAUUAUAUGUUUCCAUUUUUUGUAUUUUAUUUACUGUUUGGUGCUGCACAUAACAAACACAUGUUACUUACAAGUCGUGUAAUCCCGCCUAUCGAGCCGUUGGCCCUGCGCUGAUUGAUUUAGCGCGAAUCGGCUCACGUCAGUCAAAGUCCUGGAACGUUGACAAGAAACGCUGCUGUUUAUCUUAAACAUGGGCACAGAGCUGGACAAACACGGGGACAGAAGUCCUGUCAAGGUCGCCCUGUCAGCAGCUGAAGAUGAUGAGGAAUCGUGCAGCAUCAAUGAGGAGUCUUUACUCCUCAUGAUGAAGCACUCGGGCUACACUGUCAUCCAGGAGAACGGGCAGAGGAAGUUUGGAGGUCCACCACCUGGUUGGGAGGGACCGCCACCUCCUCGGGGCUGUGAGGUAUUUGUGGGAAAGAUUCCCCGUGACAUAUUUGAGGAUCAGCUGGUGCCUCUUUUUGAGCUCGUGGGCAAGAUCUAUGAGUUCAGGUUGAUGAUGGAGUACAGUGGUCAAAACAGAGGCUACGCCUUUGUCACGUAUGCUAACAGAGAGGCGGCACAGAGAGCCAUCCAGAUGCUGGACAACUUUGAGAUCCAAUCAGGAAAAUUCAUCGGCGUCUGCGUGAGUCUGGACAACUGUCGCCUAUUCAUCGGUUCCAUUCCUAGAGACAAGAGUAAAAAUGAUGUCUUGGCAGAGAUGAAGAAGUUGACAGAUGAUGUGGUUGAUGUCAUCAUGUAUCCAACCUCCACUGACAAGAGCAAAAAUCGAGGAUUCGCCUUUGUGGAAUAUAAAUCUCACAAAGCUGCAGCCAUGGCUCGCAGGAAACUUGCACCUGGACACUUCAGCCUGUGGGGAAAUGCCAUCCAGGUGGACUGGGCAGAGCCUGAGAAGAAUGUGGACGAGGAUGUAAUGCAGCAGGUCAAAGUGCUUUAUGUGCGUAACCUCAUGAGCACCACCACCGAGGAGACCCUGCGUCACGAGUUCUCCCAGUUCAAACCGGGCUGCGUAGAGCGGGUCAAGAAGCUCACCGACUACGCCUUUGUUCACUACCGCAGCCGGGAGGAGGCCCUCACCGCCCUGAGGUUAAUGAACGGCACCCAAGUGGACGGUGCCACUGUGGAGGUGCUCCUGGCCAAACCUUCAAGGGUCAGAGAGGCUGCAACAGCUGAGGGAAAGUCUGUGAGCAAGGCUACAGACAGAAACACAGGAGGAGGGAGAAGAGGAGGAAAUGAGGUGUCACACAGGAAGCAAGAAGGGAUAGUGGGUCCAGGUGAGAGCAGAUCCUCACCCUUGAGAUCUCCGUCCCUCCCACCUGGCCUCAGAAGCUCUUUACACCCAAGAGAGGGAGUGGACCUCCAGGAGAGGAGUGUGAUCCCACUGCGGCCUGGCAUCACACUCUACCCCACCAGUGUUCUGUCAGUGAAGCAGAGUCAGAUCAACUCGGCCGUAGGUCUGCUGGAAUUCUACUGCUACAAACACUUCCUGUCUCCACCCCAGUACCACCUGUUCUCCACCCACGGGCUGGACGGCCAGCUGCUGCUUCUAUAUAAAGUUGUCAUCACAGCCACACAACGCACCUACACCCCCGACAGACUGUGUGUGCUGCUGGAGGACGCCAAGGAGGUGGCUGCACAGACUGUACUCUGGACCCUGGACCCGUCCCUCCUGAACUGGUCCUCCAGUGAAUCUGACAGCAGCCCUUCUCCUCCACACAUCUCCACUUCACCACCAGGGGUCAUGGUCUGUGGUGGGGGAGGCUUCUCCUGCCUGACUUCCCCUCAGUUCUCACCCAUGUCCUCUCUGUUGACACUCCAGCCUAUGUCUCCUACCACCAUAAUGACGCCCCCUGCCUCCCAGACACAGCAGUGCUACCUCAGCUCCUCCUCCUCUCCAUACUGACGUGUUUUAAAGGUGGUGCAGCAGAGGACCAGUGUGAGGGGAGAACUGGAGGGACAGUCUUUACCCUCACAUAUUUUUUCUGGCUGACGUUCCUGACUCUUCCUGUUCUCCUCCUCCUCAUUCUCCAUGUUUCGACCCUGUCUGUUCCUCCAAAACUAUCUCACCGAGACAAACGGGGACAAAUAUUUAGACUUUGAUACGCUUCAGUCGCCUCUGAUUAACAAACAGGAGCGAGGUUUAGAUUUAACAGUGAAAACAACUGAUAAAAAUGUCUUUUCGUAUCAAACUGUGAAAUGUCAGCCUCCUCCUCCUGCUGCUGCUCCCCAGAAUACCUCAGCAGGAGCAGAUAACAUCCUCGUACCUGUAAACACAGCUACAACAUCAUUUUUUAAAGCCCUGAUGAUUUUAUGGUGCUAUUUAUUGACCACGUUUGCUGUCGUCGUCCGUUGGUCAGUUGGUCAGUUGGUCAGUUUUAUCUUCUCAGUUUCCUGUCUGUCCUGGUGUCGGAGGAGAACAGAACUCAGCCUCCAUGAUUUUAUUCACCGUUAAUGUUUAACCUGACGAGUCAAAGAGAACCAAGUCAGGUUUAUUCCGUUUUAGUCCUAGGAAUUUUCCAGAGUGGCAGGAGGAGAAAGGAGGUGUUCUCUUUAUCAGAGGAGCACGGCAGCUUCGUUCAUGUACAGAGUUUUGUUUUUUUUUUACUUUAGUCAAGUUUUAUGAUCUGUUUGCUGCGGCAGAAAAAAAAAAAUCCUUUAAUUUUCUUCCUCCAGUCUCUAACACAUUUUUAUUAUUUAAUUCAAAAAUUCCCAUCAAUAUUAUAAUUAAAAAUGAAUAACAUCUAUUUAUUAAAACAAAAAUAAUCCAAAGACCAAAUCAGGAAGUGUUGAUAAAAAAGUCUCUAUUUAUUUGAAGCCAAACAUUCUGCAGUGUUCCAUUUUAUGAAAAAAAAUUGAUGAAUUUUUCAGAUGAUUGUUCAAAAACGGUUUAUUUGUUGACUAAUUUAUGACAACAAACAAGUGCUUGGUAUGAAGUUUGUAACUUCCUGUCCUGACACCCUUUGGUGACUUUGUUUUUGCCCCCUAGUGGAGGUUUUCGUUUUGUCUCGUAGAUGUGUUUUUUGCUUCAAGUGUGAAGUGUUUCCUGUCUGUAGUUGGUCUGUGGUUUCGAAGGUUGUUUUGUCAUGGUUGUGUUGUCUCAUUGCUCUUGUUUCUCUGUGAUUGUUUUUGUUAUAUGUGUUUCUUUUGUGACAUUUUGUCUUGAUCACACGGCUGUUUCCUAGUUCAACAGUCAGUGUUUGUUCAUUUUCAUGUUUUUUCUGGAAAAAAAUAAAAAGCAAAAAAAAAAAGUUUAGAAAAUCCUGCAGAUCUGUUUAAAGGAAUGUAAUUUGCUUCCCUGCAGCGGCAGAAUCACAUUUGUCUGAACCAUCCAAUUAAAGUGAAAUCCCUUCAGUUUGAGUUAAAUGUAAAUGAACUUUAGUUUAUUAACUCCAACUUUCUGCACCAAUCAGCAGUUUCUCUCCGUCUGAAGAAGCUUCUAUG